AUGGCAGAAAAUCAAACAACUAGCUCAUGGAGGGGUUUUACAAAAGAUACCUGGAGGGCUUAUCCAUAUACUCCAUCUUUUGAAGCUGCAAUAAUAUUCAGUGCAUUUUUUGGGUUGGCAACUAUAUUCCAAAUUAUUCAGAUAUUUAAUGCUAUUCUACAAAAAGACACAACUAGAAAACGUGUAUUGUAUAUUUUUCUUCCGUUUUUUCUAGGAGGGAUUUUUGAAACACUUGGUUACAUUGCUCGAGUAUUUUUAAGCUUGGAUGUAACUAAAUUUGGACCCUACAUCAUACAAAUGUUCCUAUUAUUAUUAGGACCUGUAUUAUUUGCUGCUACAUUAUACAUGUCUUUGGGAAGACUAAUUGAACGUAUGCAUGGUCAAGAAUAUUCUAUCAUUUCAUUAAAGUACUCGACGAAAAUAUUUGUUAAGGUGAUGUUAUCUCUUUCUUUUAUUGCCCAACUUGCUGGUGUUGGUAUUUUAGCUGGUGGUACUCCAGGUACAGGUAAGAAAAUAGUUGUUGGAGGGUUAAUUGUUCAAUUAGUUACUUUCAGUAUGUUUAUCAUAGUGGGAUUAGUAUUCUAUUACAAACUCACCAAGUAUCCAAGUGAAAUUGCAACUACAACUAGACGCUAUCCCUCAAAAUUCAAUAAUUGGAAUUCUAUACUAAUCGUUCUUUUUUUCUGUUCGGUAUCGAUAUUUGUAAGAUCUAUUUACAGGUUGAUCGAGUACACUCAAGGAGAUGAUGGAUAUUUGAUGUUUCAUGAACCUUUUCUUUAUUGUUUUGAUGCAGCUCUUAUGUUUUUGAAUAUGUUUCUCUUUCUUUCUCAAGAUAUCGGAAAAUAUUAUAUUACGAUCGGUACCGUCAAACUUGAUGCAUCUCGAAUUGAGGUAUGCGAGCUGUCAGGGACGCUAGCCCUGCAGUUAAGCGCACUCCCAUAUAAAAAUUUAAGACUUGGGAGGGCCCUGAUGUCUACUCCUAACUGA
This is a messenger RNA of Debaryomyces hansenii CBS767, 987 nucleotides long. Its product is annotated as RTA1 domain-containing protein. The transcript has a single exon. The record is from RefSeq and is a predicted model, not a curated record. Lineage: Eukaryota; Fungi; Ascomycota; Pichiomycetes; Serinales; Debaryomycetaceae. Bases 1 to 987 code for a protein of 328 amino acids. Gene Ontology annotation, cellular component: membrane.